This is a messenger RNA of Trichobilharzia regenti, 300 nucleotides long. NCBI's taxonomy places the organism in Eukaryota, Metazoa, Platyhelminthes, Trematoda, Strigeidida, Schistosomatidae. The record is from the annotation of a GenBank genome assembly.
AUGGAAGUUGGUGAUUUAAUAGCUACUCCUCUCAAAAUAUACGACCAGAUAUGUCAUGCAAAUGCUGAUAAGUCUUUUCACGAUGAAGUUCAAAAAGUUGUAAAUGACUACUCCUCGAAGGUGCCUUUAUAUGGUUGUACUACGUUGGACCGAAUUCCAGAUGGUCAUUUAGUGCGCAUCAUUGGAAUGGUUCAAGAUAUGUUUAACUCUGAGCUGUAUAUGGAUACGUAUCGUUUGUCAGCGAAUGACGAAACUAUCAGGUCUUUCAGAUAUCGAGAUUACAGUGACUUUCAAUUAUAA